AUGGCCCUGAGAGCAGCAGGAAGUGUGUUUGGUGUUUUCCUGUUAUCUGUUGCAGGAGUACUGGGACAACAGUUACUCCUGUGCUGUAAAAGGUUACGAGGACCACCGCUCUCCUGCAGUGUGUGCCGUGGGCCAGAACUGUUGGAGAGUGAUUUACGCCAAAAGGAGUAUCUGUGCCUUGAAGGGUCAUCAGUGGACAUAUCCUGCACUUACACAUAUCCCCAUGGUCAUAUACCCAAAGACACAUUCUGGUUUACUCAAGGAAAGUCUACAAAGGAGCCUACAGAUCUGAAGAAGGACCCAAACUAUUUGGAUCGUCUGGAGUACCAUGGAAAUGAGGACAGCGAUUGCACCCUGAGAAUCAAAGACCUUAAAGACAGUGACUCAGCUGAGUACAAAUUCAGAUUAGUAACUGCAGAAGGGAAAUAUGUCAGUUCACCCGGUGUAUACCUGACUGUCACAUAUGUCCUGUUGGAGAUGAACCCUAUGUCUGUCUCUGAGAGGGAAAUGGCCAAACUGACAUGUACAGCCAACUGUAGACUGGGUGACAACACAGCCUUCAUUUGGUAUAAGAACAGACAGGCUAUACCAAACAGCCACAACUACUCCAACAGCCUGCACCUGUGCCAAGUCAGCAGUGAGGAUGCAGGCAGCUACUGCUGUGCUGUAGAAGGCCAUGAGAAUCUCCACUCUCCUGAAGUGACUCUAACUGUCAGAUACAAACCAAAGAACAUCUCAGUGUCAGUCAGUCCCUCUGGUGAAAUAGUGGAGGGCAGUUCAGUUAUUCUGACCUGCCACAGUGAUGCCAACCCACCAGUUCAGUUAUUCUGACCUGCCACAGUGAUGCCAACCCACCAGUUCAGAAAUACACCUGGUACAAGAGGAACAUUAACACAUCAAAAGAAUCCGGUCAGAUCUAUCGCAUCAUCAACAUCAGAUCGGAGGACAGUGGAGAAUAUUAUUGUGAGGCACAGAAUGAAAUGGGAGCUAAGAACUCCACAGUUAGAUUGAUCAUAGAAUCAGGG
Molecule: messenger RNA, 1025 nt
Organism: Oncorhynchus kisutch (coho salmon)
Lineage: Eukaryota; Metazoa; Chordata; Actinopteri; Salmoniformes; Salmonidae
Product: sialoadhesin
Exons: 3
Coding region: 1-831 (276 amino acids)
Source: RefSeq, a predicted model, not a curated record